AUGAACUUAUGGCUUUUGACAAUAAUCUUAGCUAUUGCCGCUGAAAUAAUCACUGUAUCAUCAAAAAAGGCUUUGCAAACCAAAAAAGAGGACUUUAAUAGCACAGAUAAGAAUGAGUCGAAACAAUCGUCUUCAAAAGGAAUAAUUAAUCAAAUAUGGAUAAAAGUAAAACGAUUAGUCGAAGAAGUAUACAACAAAACUUUUUGGGCAACCGCAGGAUUUUUUGAUGGCAAGCACUCAUACACAUGGAAAUUAUUCGGAAAAACAAUCCGAGUUGUGAUGCCACGAAGCGAGGAAGAGGUUAAAAAGCAAUUAGCUGCUAUCCAGAAAUUAAUUCGUGAAAAUCCUACCGAUCGAUGCCUUAUUGUAAUUUGUGUGAACAUAGUGAUUUUUGUAAUUAGUUACACAAUACUAUUCAAUUACAACAUAUGCUGUUAUUUUCGUUGCCGACGAGCCUGGAUGGCUGAAGUAAAUGACCAAAGGAUAUUUCAGUCGAGUCAUUCGAUUGUUGGCUCGAAUUUACCCAGAAAUCUAUCAUCUGCUAUCAGAAAAGUUGGUGCAGGAAUAUCACAUAAACAGGAACUAUCAGCGAUUAUUGGUCUAACCUCGUUGGAUUGGGUCAAUAAGUUAGAAGAAGGGCAUCAUAUUCAGCAAGCGAUUGACAAUGAAUCGAAGCAGAUUCUUACUUUAGAUGAGAGCAAUGAAGAAUCUGCAGGAUAUUUAUUAUAA
Brugia pahangi is the source of this 729-nucleotide messenger RNA. Lineage: Eukaryota; Metazoa; Nematoda; Chromadorea; Rhabditida; Onchocercidae. The record is from the annotation of a GenBank genome assembly.